Molecule: messenger RNA, 795 nt
Organism: Penicillium maclennaniae
Lineage: Eukaryota; Fungi; Ascomycota; Eurotiomycetes; Eurotiales; Aspergillaceae
Product: DUF1769 domain-containing protein
Exons: 4
Coding region: 1-795 (264 amino acids)
Source: RefSeq, a predicted model, not a curated record
AUGACUGGCCAGGAUCAAGCGGCCAGGUAUCGGUUAAAGGUGACCGCAGGUUCUUCAUACGAUCCAGCUACGCACCAACUCGUUCCAGUCAACGAAGACCGGUCUUUACGAAUCGAGAACGAGCACGCCUGCGUGAGAUUGUGUGUUCGCAUCCAGGACUACACAGGCUACCCAGACAACUCUCCCAAAACAAACCCCUAUUUCACGCAUCCCCUCCAUACGAAUGAUCAAUAUUCCCUCUCCUUCGCAAUUAAUUUCAAAAAACCUGUCAAUGGGGAUUCUCUCCUCUUCGGCAACGACUUUGAUCGUCCCAUCCGGGAUCGCCUACCAUCUGGCUUCAAAACCGCCCUCCGCCUCGUGAACCCCGGACUGGCCUCGUGGAACCACUUCCGAAUCGGACCCGCAAAUAUGAAAGACCACGAGGUGCAUGCAUUACAUCAAGAAGUUUUAGAGGAAGGCGCAGAAGGGGAUGGUGUUGAGGCUCGAAAAGGCCUGGGUGUUCCGCUCCCUGGAGAUGAAAGAAGGAAGUAUUUCCGGGACGAACAGACACGGAAGGAUUUUGUUUUUGAGCCGGGGAGAGUUUACUGGGUGGAUUUUGGAAAUCCUUAUUUGGUCUUCAGUGACUUUUCUCUACGUCUUCAUGGUAUCAAUAUCAAUGUUCUCCGGCAUAUUGACGAGAAUAACCAUCAUCUGCGAUAUGUGUUGAAGAACCGAGAUACAGAUGAUAUUUAUCUGGUGUUGCUGUUCACCCUUGUUCUGCAGGAAACAGACAAGAAACCGGGACAGGAGAAUUGA